Molecule: messenger RNA, 2936 nt
Organism: Eublepharis macularius
Lineage: Eukaryota; Metazoa; Chordata; Lepidosauria; Squamata; Eublepharidae
Gene: SUMF1
Product: sulfatase modifying factor 1
Exons: 9
Coding region: 29-1141 (370 amino acids)
Cellular component (GO): endoplasmic reticulum
Source: RefSeq, a predicted model, not a curated record
GUCUCUCCCACGUGAUUCUUUGCUGAGUAUGGCUGCGCCCAGGCAGGGGCUCUUUUGGGCAGUUCUGACUUGGGUCCUCUGGCUGGGGUCGGCGACGUGUCUGCAGGCCGGCGAUGGAGACGGCAGGCUCGGAGAGGGAGACCGAGGAGCUUGUGGCUGCAGCGGCAACCGGGCUAGUGGUGGGGAAGCGGCGGCACAGAAAUACUCUCUGGAAGCUAGUGCUCCCCUGCAGCGAAACCAGGAACUGGGGACCGUGCAGUCGAAAGACGAAGGUGGGCAGAUGGCCUUGAUUCCAGCUGGAGUAUUUACAAUGGGAACUGAUGAGCCAGCUAUACAACAAGAUGGAGAAUGGCCUGCAAGGAGAGUUCAUGUGGGUAGUUUCUACAUGGAUCGCUAUGAAGUCAGUAAUGCUGAGUUUGAGAAGUUUGUGAAUGCAACUGGCUAUCUCACAGAGGCAGAAAGAUUUGGAGAUUCCUUUGUGUUUGAAGGCAUGUUGAGUGAACAAGUGAAGACUGGAAUCCAGCAGGCAGUUGCAGCUGCUCCCUGGUGGAUGCCUGUUAAAGGAGCUAAUUGGAGGCACCCUGAGGGCCCUGAUUCUGAUAUCUCAAACCGAAUAGACCAUCCAGUUCUUCAUGUCUCUUGGAAUGAUGCUGUAGCAUUUUGUACUUGGGCAGGAAAACGGCUACCGACAGAAGCUGAAUGGGAAUACAGUUGUCGAGGAGGCCUUGAGAACAGACUCUUCCCAUGGGGGAACAAGCUUCACCCAAGAGGUCAGCACUAUGCUAAUAUCUGGCAGGGAGAAUUCCCUGCGAGCAAUACUGAGGAGGAUGGAUACAAAGGAACUGCUCCUGUGACAGCAUUUCCUCCAAACGGUUAUGGCUUGUACAACAUGGUGGGAAAUUCCUGGGAGUGGACAUCAGAUUGGUGGGCUGUUAAUCAUUCUGCAGAUGAAACAUACAACCCAAAAGGACCCCCAACAGGGACUGACAGAGUGAAGAAAGGUGGAUCUUACAUGUGCCACAAGUCUUAUUGCUAUAGGUAUCGAUGUGCAGCUCGAAGCCAAAACACUCCUGACAGCUCUGCUUCCAACCUGGGAUUCCGCUGUGCUGCGGACACCUUGCCCGACUAUUUAAAGGGAUAAAGUUGGCAGUGAUGGAGGAGUAAAAAAUCUCACCAAAGCAAGAGGUGCUCCAGGGGAGAGGAUGCAGCUUACAUCGAGAUCAUGGAUUGUGCUGGAGACAUUUUUUUUUCAAAAAGAAGUUGCUGAUUCUGAAAAUAUCAGCUGGCAAUUUUCUUCUGUAAUGUCUUCCUGAAGAAAAGGGCUGGAUUUCUACUUUAAGCAUAAGAAGACCAAACUUUAAUACUCCAGAUAUUUAAUUGCUGUACAUGAAAUCAGUGUACAAACUCAGCAAAAUGAUGACAUUUUUUUUAAAAGUAAGGAAUUUUGAGGGGGAAAGCAGAAUCCAAUAGAAAUCAUACAAGUGUUCAGUAAUUUAAUAGACGAUAUUAGGAAGUAAAAUCAUAGUAUAUUUCUUUUUAAAUUAAGUAUAUGGAAAAUCACGAACAAAGAAGACGACAAUCAUGGUGCUUGCAAAGCAAACGAGCCUCAUUCAAUGUCUCCAUUGAAUUCAAUAGACUUAAGUAUAAUGAACUUGUUCUGGUUGGAACCAGCAAUUUAAAAAAAUGUAUGUAUGUAUAUAUAUAUUAUCUUGGUCUCUAUAAAUACCUAUGAAGAUUUAUUCAUGUGUUUUGGUUUGGAUAGUACCUCUUUUUUUCUAGCAGCCUUAGAGGUUGUGCAGUUUACCAGAGGCCUUCAUUUUUAUAAAGACAGACAGAAUUCUGAGAGUAACUGUAUAUUAUUCAUAUUAGGACAACACCCAUAAACAAUUUGUGUAAUAGUCCCAGUUUAUCUUUGUGGUCAAAUUUCAGUUACAUUUAUGAAAUCUGGUUAAAUAUUGGCAUCUUUCGAUUAUGGAAGAAUCAUUGAAGGAAAGCACUUUGGUAUUAGAUAGGUAUUAGGUAGGAUGGGGGAAUAUUAUGCACACAUGAUUUUAUUUCUUUUAUUUUUGAGAUCCUUUCUGGUUUCUGAGUUGUAACAACCUUCACUUUUGUUUGCGUCAGAAAUCUUACUCAAUGGGUUUUGGCUAUAUUGAUGUGAGUUCAUUGUUCUGAGAAAUGAUGAGCUAUUUAUAAACAUGAUUAAGGUACAAGAGGCAGGAUUACAAUAGAACAAACAGAUUUCUUUAUUUACUUCCUUAGCAAUGUUUAACACUCAUGUUUCACAGUAUCUGCUGUCUGGAUGUUACGGCAAUAGAUUUCUGCUGAGAAAAACCUCUUUUUCAGAGAAUUACUGUUAAAGAAGUGUUUAAAUGCAAGUUAACCCAAUUCCCUUCUGAGCUUAAAAAUGCUUUCAACCCUGAUAACCAGCAUCUGACAGCUUCAACCUCAGGAGUUCUUUAAAUCACCGAGAUCCCACAGUUAUCAUAGUCUGGGUAUAUUCAGUCUACUUCUUUUAGAAGAUAGACUCACUCUGGAGUAAAACCACUUCCCUUCUGUAACGUUAAUCAAAUAACCAUUCUCUUCUACCUGACCCAGACUUCUAGCCCACAGAUUCCCUUAUCGAUCAGACCCUUUCUGUCCAGAACAACUGUUGAAAUCUUCAUUUCCUCUCCUGCUUAGAUGUUGCUGUGGCUCUUCACAUUCAAAACUCUGUGGCAAAGAAUUGGUACAUGAUUCAAAGAAGGGCAGGGUUGCCACCUGUCUCUCUCCUGAGUCUACAUGCGAGCCCUGAUGGAUCAGACCAUUUAGUCCAGUAUCCUGUUUCUCACAGUGGCCAACCAGGUGUCCUGGUUUUCAGCAAACACCAUCAGUACAUACUAGCUUUCUUCAUAUCCUCAAAUGCUAGGAACAAGCAAGCUGCAAUUCAUAGCAUUCUA